GGGACACCGCCCUUGGAAGAACACCGAUCUGGAUGGUCCCAUGUCUCGAAUUGGUAGUACGUCCAUUAUGUUUCUGCUCUUCAUCAUCAACCACUAGAAUAUGUCCUCUUUUCCUUUCAUCGACAGAAUUGUUAUCUUGCUUUUAUCCGAUUCGGUCGUCGAGAUAUUAUUAUUACCCGAGCAAGCAAAGCAUCUGUUAGGUCGGAUCAAGAUUUCUCUUUGGAAAUCGGGAAGGCGGUCGGUGAUGGGCAAAGAAAAGAUGUUCAUCGUCUCCGGAAGGGUUGGGUUGGUUUCGAACUAAUUAAAGGCAGCAAGAUCUGUUCGACAAGACCAUCUUCCAGGCAGGGCGCACAUCUGAAUGAAUUAGUCUUGAACCGAUCACAUCGCAACUCCUACAGCUAGCUUGUCGUCGAGCUGGAGCACUUCAGAACAAGGAGCGAUGGUGAGGGCCAUAAGAUCAUGAUAAAUAGAUCGAGAGAAAAGGAGAAGGCGACCAGACAAGAAGGUGCCACGAGCGAUGGCAAAUUCCCGGUGAGCUCCAGACCAUGGCUGGGACUAAGGAACCCACGAAUCGUUCGCGUUUCUCGCGCGUUCGGAGGGAAAGACCGGCACAGCAAGGUCAGCACCAUCAGAGGAUUGAGGGACAGGCGCGUGAGGCUCUCCGUCCCAACUGCCAUUCAACUCUAUGAUCUGCAAGAUAAGCUGGGAGUCGAUCAACCAAGCAAGGCCGUCGACUGGUUGCUUGCUGCUGCUCAACACGAGAUCGACAAGCUGCCUCCGCUUCCGUUUCCACCGGCAAGUUUCACACAACUCGGCCAAUCGUUUCCGAUCUCGACCGCUUUCUCCUAUCAUCAUCCAAUCACAUCCCAAGGCCUUGCGCUUACUCUUCACGACAAAGAUGUCAAGUGUGCAGAUGAAACCGGAGAUUGCCCCUUGGCAUUGUUUUCGUCGGCGGCGGAAAACGACGGAGUUCUUGGGAAUAAAGCAGCUGAGCUCGCCAAGUUUCCAGGUUUCAGUUUGAGUUCAAGCGUAAGAACAGAUGUUACGACGAGACAGGUUAUCGGAGAAGGCAAAAACGACGACAACGUCCGAAGUUAUUGUGCACAGGUUUCCGAAGCCUGUGAUAAUUCGUUGACAGGCUCGGGAAGUAAUUUGAUCCCACAUGCUUCCCACUACUAUCACUCGAAUCCGGCAAAUUCGAAUGCAUAUGAGCACCAGUUUGGAGGCAACUCAUCUUCGCCGCCAUCGGUUCCUGGAUCCCAACUGGUCUUUUAUGCCUCAGGAGGCACACCGCCGAUGUUUCCAACGUAUAUGACCCCUCCGAACGGCUCGAGUUCGAGGCAGUCGAUCCACAUUCCAUCUGCAGCUUCACAAGAUCUCCGAUCAAGUUGUGAAACAUUUCUUCGGUCCGGCAGCCAUGUAUCGGUGAGACCUUCUCAGCAAAGAUCAUCAUCCGGUGUUCACCGUCCGUUCGAUCGUCAUGAGAACUAGCUAACCGAAAAAGUCUUACGAGAAGAAAGAGAGAUGGAUGGAUCGAUCAGGCUUCUCGUGUAAAGCAUGCCGUUCCAAAAAACAGAAGAGCGAUACAUAUAAGAAUGCUUCAAAUGCGAACAUUUUCUACCGAGUGUUUGUGAUGAAUUCAACUCUUUGUCCAUUCGUUAGUUUCUUUUGAUAACGGGGGGGAAGCUUGUGAUCGCAA
Molecule: messenger RNA, 1699 nt
Organism: Musa acuminata AAA Group (dessert banana)
Lineage: Eukaryota; Viridiplantae; Streptophyta; Magnoliopsida; Zingiberales; Musaceae
Exons: 3
Coding region: 460-1491 (343 amino acids)
Biological process (GO): regulation of secondary shoot formation
Cellular component (GO): nucleus
Molecular function (GO): sequence-specific DNA binding; DNA-binding transcription factor activity
Source: RefSeq, a predicted model, not a curated record